This is a messenger RNA of Cladophialophora psammophila CBS 110553, 2088 nucleotides long. RefSeq lists its product as uncharacterized. The transcript has 2 exons. The record is from RefSeq and is a predicted model, not a curated record. Gene Ontology annotation, biological process: defense response to fungus. Gene Ontology annotation, molecular function: ADP binding; protein binding. Lineage: Eukaryota; Fungi; Ascomycota; Eurotiomycetes; Chaetothyriales; Herpotrichiellaceae. The coding region runs from base 1 to 2088 and encodes 695 amino acids.
AUGCAGAGGGUUCGAGAGCUCAAGGUCGAAGAAGCGACGAAAAGCGCGGCCACCACUCCACUUGCGCAAUGGAAGAGUGUUGAACCAACCGUGUCAGUUCAUUCGGCUCAGGCAACAAUCGGUGCACUCCAACCACCCUGGAACCCUGACUUCGUCGGGCGAAUCGUUGAUCUCGGGAUGAUUGACGAUAGAAUGAAAGAAGAAGGCCAUAUCACUGUGAUUCGUGGGCCUGGUGGGAUCGGGAAAUCUGCAAUCGCUACAGCUUACACGUGGAAAUUUAAGAGCUGCUACUCGUACAUAUUUUGGGUCCCUGCGGAGACGGCCAUGGUUUGUGCCGACUCCUUCUGCCAGAUUGCUUUGAAAGUGAUAGCAAAUGCUGAAGAGGUGGCAGAGGAGGAACGACUGGUCAACAUGGGGCGUGAAUUCCUUGAACGAACAACGGGGCGGUGGCUUCUUGUGUUUGACAAUGUGGACGAAGGAUUUGAUCUUCGCCGGUUCCUCCCAUCAGACAUGUCCAAGACGCACGGUUCAGUUCUCAUCACUACACGAAAGACAGACCUCGACGUGUCACUUUUGUCCGACAAGACUUCUGCCAUUGACUUGAAUGCCCUUACCCUAGAAGAGAGCCGUGAGCUGCUUCUCAAAUCUGCCAAUCAAGGCGAACCCGUCGAAGAUAUGAGAUCGCAUCCAGAGUACAAGUUAGCAGGAGACAUAGCUAAAAGAGCGGAGAAACUCCCACUAGCUUUGUCGCUCAUUGCUGGAUUCGUCCUGGCUUCAGAAUGCACACUGGCAUACUUCGUGGAGCUGUGGAAUGAAAGGCAGAUGUCGCGAAAUGCACGAGAUGCCUCCUCUGACGCCAAUGGCGCUAUGGAGAUGGUGUGGAAUAUUGGCUUGAGAGAGGUCGAAACGGAGGCACGUCAACUUCUCAACAUCCUAGCAUUCUUUGACAGCGAUAAUAUUCAAAAGGAUUUGUUGGUGGGACCACAUGAGGAUCCGUUGCUUGAGAUGCUACAUUCACACUCACCUAUGCGCAGAUGGAACCGGAUGACGAGCAAGCUAUCGAAAAGGCGUCUUAUCACAGUACGAAAUCGCGAUGGCGAAGAAGCCUUGACCAUCCACCGCAAGCUGCAGGCGAAGAUCCUGGAGGAGCUCAAUCAACCCGAUAACGUUGCAGAACGAGCCAAAGUCUUUGAAAGGGUCUUCUUGCUUAUUCGAGGGCGGUUCCCCCAUCCUUCGCCAAUUCAGGUUCCUGAGCCCGAGAAAUGGCCCAUUUGCAGACAAUAUUUGCCCCAUGUCUUGAGUAUAAAACGAUUGUGGCAGUCGGGGAUUGUCGAGAUUCCACCUUCAGUCAAGCUAGCCCGGCUUAUUUCUGACGCCGGUAUUGACCUGUGGGAAAGAUGCCUGACAGUCGAAGGGCUGGAGCUUCUCAGAUCAGCAGAAGCUAUCCUCGACCAAGGCGGAUUCCGAGAAGAUCUUCUCCGUGCUAACAUUCAUGUUGUGGUCUCGCUCCUACUCCAAGACUCAGGGAUAGCCCAUCUGGCCGAAUGUAGAGACCGCAUUGCUAAGGUGCUCGACAUUCGGGUCAAACAUCAUGAGAACUGCGAUCCAGCUGAAUACACGAAAAACGAUGAUAUAUUGCUUCACAACGCGUGGUCAGAUUACGCUUGUGUCCUUUUGCAAUACAACCAGUUCCGAGAAGCAGCGCGCAUUUUUGACAUGUGCUUCGAGAAAUAUCAGCGAUGGGGACCCCCAGAAGAGAUUCCGUAUGAGUACGCAAAGUAUUACCAUCACAAAGCCUACUGCCUCAUGUACGAAGGAAACUUUGAACAUGCCGUUCCCAUGGUCGAGCAUGGAUUGCAUUGGGUGCAAGUUGCCACCGGACAAUCAGCAGCCGCCAAUAGAUGGCGCUUCGACCUUGCUUGUUUGGUCCUGCAAAGUGGUGACAAAGAGCGUGCUCUGGAUCUUCACAAGGAGGUACUAGAGGCUAGGCUAAGGUUGCACGGAAAAUUCGGGUUGCUGACUUUCCAAAGCUAUUACGCUGUUGGGGCAGCUCAUAGGUGGUUGAAUGAAUUGAACGAGGCGGAGUAA